Oldenlandia corymbosa var. corymbosa is the source of this 1044-nucleotide messenger RNA. NCBI's taxonomy places the organism in Eukaryota, Viridiplantae, Streptophyta, Magnoliopsida, Gentianales, Rubiaceae. The record is from the annotation of a GenBank genome assembly.
AUGUUGCAGGAACAGUGGACUUCGGAUCAUUAUCCGAAGCGGCGGGCACGAUUUGAAGGAUCGUCACACGCUUCUUCGUCGUCCAAGUUUUCGCCUCCGUCUGUAAUGGUGGAUCUGAGGAAGCAUCUCAGGAGCUUGGAACACGGAGCCAUUGAUUUAAUCCACAAAUGGCAAGAAGUUGCACACAAAGCCCACGAAGAUUUGCUCCUCAGUGUAGUACUAUCAUCAGCAGGAGGGUCAACUGUUGCUCAAACAACAGCAACAUUUAGGUCACUUUUCCUUGGAAGAUCUGAUGAUCUUGUCAAGAUGAUGGAAGAAAUCUUCCCCGAAAUCGGGUUGAGGAAACAAGAUUGUGAGGAGAUGAGUUGGAUUGAUUCAGUUAUGCGCUUUUCAUUGUAUCCAAAAGGGGUAACCUCAGAUGCCUUGAAGAAUAGAGUUGCCCCUUUUCCUCCUCCUUAUUUCAAGGGCAAGGUAGAUUUGGUAUACAAACCUAUACCUUACGAAACAUUGGAUGAAUUGUGGAAAAGAUGUUCAUCAAAAGAUUAUGAUCGUAUUAAUAAUACAACUACCACCACCCCCCCUAUCAUACAAAUUGAAUUACAUCCUUAUGGAGGAAAGAUGAAUGAGAUUUCGAAAUCGGAAACUCCAUUUCCGCACAGGAAAGGUGUUCUGUAUGAGAUAUUGUACAUCGUGGCGUGGUUGGAUCAAGAUGAAAAUAAUGCUAAUGCUGAAUCCUACAUGAAUUGGCUGAGAGGAUUGUAUGAUUUCAUGACUCCUUUUGUGUCAAAAGGGCCAAGAGGUGCUAUUGUGAAUGCUAGGGAUUUCGAUUUAGGCACUAAUGAUGGUGAUGGACAUAUUGCUUCUGGUAGCUGGACUACUACUUCUCCUUACUCAAAAGCUUAUAGGACAUGGGGAUCUAGGUAUUUUGGAGAUAAUUUCAGGAGGCUGGCAACAGUUAAACGUGAAGUUGAUCCUGAAAAUUUCUUCUUUUCAGAGCAAAGUAUCCCGCCUCUUUUUCUUCAUCCACAAAUGAGAGAAAUGUAG